Elaeis guineensis (African oil palm) is the source of this 6368-nucleotide messenger RNA. RefSeq names its product phosphatidylinositol 4-kinase alpha 1. Lineage: Eukaryota; Viridiplantae; Streptophyta; Magnoliopsida; Arecales; Arecaceae. Gene Ontology annotation, molecular function: 1-phosphatidylinositol 4-kinase activity. Gene Ontology annotation, cellular component: plasma membrane; cytoplasm. The record is from RefSeq and is a predicted model, not a curated record. Gene Ontology annotation, biological process: phosphatidylinositol-mediated signaling; phosphatidylinositol phosphate biosynthetic process.
AUGGAAGCUCUCACCGAGCUCUGCGAUCUGGUCGCCCAGAACCCAGAUCUCUUCGCCGACAAGCUUGCCUGGAUCUGCGGCCGCUGCCCCCCUACGGCCAUCCUCCGAUCGCUCCCCUCCGCCGCCCCCGCUGGAGGCGGCGGGCGCGUCUCCCGCUCCCAUCUCCACGCCCUCCUCGCCCUCGCUCGCUUCCUCUCCCGCUGCCCCUCCCUGCCUCCCCCCUCCGCCCGAUCCCCCGUCCUCGACUUCCUCCGUGCCGCCCCCUCUGCCGCCUUCCGCCCCUCCUUCUGGCCCCAGUCCUUCUUCCUCGACUCUAUCGCCUCCUUCUUCUCCGAUCUCCUCCGCUACGCCUCCCUCGCUGCCGAUCGCUCACCGGAACUCGCCUCUGACCUAUCUGCCUUCCUUGGCGAAACCCUUAUCUCCGCCACCCUCUACUCUGGCGACGACCCCACCAUCGCCCGCGCCUUCUUGGCUGCCGUCGCCCAGAGCUGCCCGCCCAUCCUCCCGGCCGACGCUGAGCGCCUUGUCGGCUGCCUCCUUGAUCAAUUCGGCGCCCCCGCUGACGAGGCCGGGACGUCUUCCUCGGAGAACUCCUCGUCCUGGAGCUCCUCCGUCCAGAGCACGCCGUCCAAGGGGAAGGCCAAGGAGGAGGACAGGGAGGUUGCCGAUGAUGGGACGAGCGUGGUGUCCUCAUCGUCCAAGGAGAAUGAGGGCAGCGGCAUUUCCCGGAGGAGCAGCGUGGAUCAAUUAGGGACCACCGGUGGAGGAGCGGGGUCACCGGUGGUGAGGCAGGACGUCGCGGCCUUCGAGGAGGAGUCUGUCGAGGGUUUGGAGAAGCAAGAGAUUGCCUUUAGGUUGUUCGGGCAGGUGCUGGAUAGGGUGGGCGUGAUCAAGUCCGGGCAAGUGGAGCAGGUCAGGAUGGUGGCGGCGAAGCAGCUCAAAUCUUUGCCAGCAUUUCUCAAGAUUCGAAAGCGUGAUUGGAGAGAACAGGGAGCACAACUGAAAGCUAGAAUAAACACGAAACUUUCCUGCUGUCAAGCAGCGACCUUGGUGCAAAUUAAGAGCCUUGUCUCUUUGGAUUCCGAUAAUAAGUCCUCCAAGGAUGUCUUGCGUCGGACACUUGCUUUGCUCCUUGAUGCUGCAGAAGCAUGCAUACUCUCUUCGUGGCGGAAACUGAAGAUAUGUGAGGAGCUGUUCAGCACAUUGCUCAGUGGAAUCAGUAAGAUAACAGUCUCUCGUGGGGGCCAGCUGCUCCGGGUGUUGCUUAUUCCCUUGAAGCCUCUUGUGCUGACUACAUGUGCUCAGGCUGAUAUGGCGGGAAAUAAUCAGGGAGCAAUGUUUCAGACUGUCACAAAGCUAAGCUGUGAAAUUAUUGAGUUUGGCUGGAGUAAGGAUAGGGCUCUUGUUGACACAUUUAUCAUGGGUUUAGCAGCAUGCAUCCGUGAACGAAAUGAUUAUGAGGAGCAGGAUGGGAAACAAAAACAGGCUGUUCCUGUUGUGCAGCUAAAUCUUAUACGCUUACUGGCUGACUUAAGCGUAUCUGUUAAUAAGUGGGAGGUUGUAGACAUGAUAUUGCCCCACUUCAUUGAAAGUCUUGAAGAGGGUGAUGCUUUGGCUCCAAGUUUAUUGCGUCUCCGACUACUAGAUGCAAUAUCUCUCAUGGCUUGUUUGGGAUUUGAGAAGUCAUAUCGUGAGACAAUUGUUUUGAUGACAAGAAGUUAUUUAGAUAAAAUUAAAGCUUUUGGAUCUGCAGGAGACAAUACAUUACCUCCAGAAGCUACCACAGAGCGAGUCGAGACUCUUCCUGCAGGGUUUCUUCUAGUUGCUUCUCGUCUUGCCAACCCAAAACUAAGGUCUGACUGUCGCCAUCGGCUAUUGUCUUUGUGCUCUGAUGUGGGUCUUGCUGCUGAAUCCAAAAGUGGGAGGAGCGGAGCUGAUUUCAUGGGUCCAUUACUUCCUGCGGUUGCAGAAAUAUGCUCUGAUUUUGAUCCUGCUUCGAAUGUUGAACCUUCACUCUUAAAACUCUUUCGCAAUCUGUGGUUCUAUAUUGUUUUAUUUGGGUUAGCACCUCCUAUUCAACAAAAUCAGGUUCCAAUAAAAUCUGUUUCUACUUCAUUGAAUAGUCUGGGAAGCAUUGGUACCAUGGCUAUUCAAGCUGUUACUGGCCCAUACAUGUGGAAUAGUCAAUGGUCUGUAGCUGUUCAACGCAUUGCACAAGGAACUCCGCCUCUGGUUGUUAGUUCAGUGAAAUGGCUUGAAGAUGAGUUGGAACUAAAUGCUCUCCACAACCCAGGUAGUCGUCGAGGUAGUGGCAAUGAGAAAGCUGCUGUAGGUCAGAGAACUGCUCUUUCUGCUGCUUUAGGAGGUCGAGUCGAGGUAGCAGCAAUGAGCACAAUUUCAGGUGUCAAGGCUACAUAUCUCCUUGCGGUCGCUUUUUUGGAGAUAAUACGUUUUAGUUGCAAUGGUGGAAUACUCUCUAGUGAUUCCACUAUGAUUAUGCCAAAAAGUGCAUUCAGUUGUGUAUUUGAAUAUCUACUCACUCCAAACUUGAUGCCAGCUGUGUUUCAGUGUUUGACAGCAAUUGUCUAUAGGGCUUUUGAAACAGCAGUGGCAUGGCUGGAGGAAAGAAUAUCUGAUAUAGGAGAAGAGGCAGAGAAAAGGGAAUCAAUACUUUCAGCACAUGCAUGUUUUCUUAUUAAAAACUUGUCUCAAAGGGAUGAACAUGUUCGUGAUAUCACUGUUAACAUAUUAACUCAGAUGAAGGAAAGAUUUCCACAGGUGUUGUGGAACUCUUCAUGUUUGGAUGCACUUCUCUUUUCAGUUCAUAAUGAGUUGCCUUCUUCUCAAGUUAAUGAUCCUGCUUGGAUUGCCACUGUACGCUCCUUAUACCAAAAAAUUGCUCGGGAAUGGAUCACUACUGCACUUUCGUAUGCUCCAUGCACCACACAAGGCCUUCUACAGGAAAACCUUUGUAAGCCAAAUGCUCUGCAAAGAACACAACAUGCAUCAGAUGUGGUUUCUCUUUUGUCUGAAAUUCGUAUUUGUACUGGGAAAAAUGAUUGGAGUGGUAUUAGGACAGCAAAUAUUCCUGCAGUAAUGGAUUCUGCUGCAGCAGCAUCAGGUGCAAAAAAUGAAGAUUCAGAAGGUUUCAUUCUGGAAGUGCUCUCAACUGCAAUAGUGAGUGCAACAGUAAAGUGUAACCAUGCUGGAGAGAUAGCUGGUAUGAGAAGACUUUAUAAUAGCAUUGGAGGUUUACAAAUGGGUUCACCACUAAGUUUGGGACUUGGUCCACAAUCCCUAAAAGCAAGGGUGCCCUCUUCACAAUCACACCUUGAAAAAGAGUCGUUUAAUGAACUUCUUCUUCUAAAAUUUGUUGAAGUUCUUCAGCAAUUUGUUGGUACCGCUGAGAAAGGUGAAUCGGUGGAUAAGACUUCAUUUCGUGAAACAUGUUCGCAGGCUACUGCAUUACUUCUUUCACACAUGGGUUCUGAGUCAACAUUAAAUCUAGAAGGAUUCUCACAGCUACUACGACUUCUUUGCUGGUGUCCUGCUUAUAUUUCAACACCAGAUGCGAUGGAGACUGGAAUAUUUAUUUGGACAUGGCUAGUUUCUGCGGCACCUCUGCUGGGACCUCUGGUCCUUGCUGAGCUUGUUGAUGCAUGGUUAUGGACAAUAGAUACAAAACGUGGAUUGUUCGCAUCAGACAUGAGAUAUUCAGGUCCUUCUGCAAAAUUGCGACCUCACCUCAUUCCUGGUGAGCCAGAGGCACCUCCCGAGAAGGAUCCAGUGCAAGGACUAGUUGCCCAUAAACUCUGGCUUGGUUUUUUUAUUGACCGUUUUGAGGUAGUUCGACAUGAUAGUAUUGAGCAACUUUUACUUCUAGGUCGAAUGUUGCAAGGAACCAUGAAAUCCCCUUUGCAUUUUUCUCACCAUCCUGCUGCUGCUGGUACUUUUUUCACUGCAAUGCUCCUUGGCCUGAAGUUCUGCUCAUGCCAAUUGCAGAGUAAUUUGCAGAACAGUAGAAUGGGGCUCCAACUGUUGGAGGACAGGGUUUAUCGUGCUUCCUUGGGGUGGUUUGCUUAUGCGCCCGAGUGGUAUGAAACAAAAAGCAAGAGUUUUGCCCAAAGUGAAGCUCAUUCUGUUUCAUUAUUUGCUCAUCAUCUUUUAAAUGAGCGAGUGGAUGCUGUUCCAACUGAUUCAUCUUUAAAAGGACGAGGACGUGAAAGUGAAUUGAGUAGCAUGACGGAUCUGUGUCAUCCUGUUUGGGGCCAGGUGGAUAACUACGCUAUUGGACGAGAGAAGCGGAAGCAGUUACUUAUAAUGCUUUGCCAGCAUGAAGCUGAUAGGCUUGAAGUCUGGGCACAACCUAUUAAUACAAAAGAAACCACAUCUUUUCGUCCUAAAAUUGGCUCAGAUAAAUGGGUUGAACAUGUCAGAACUGCCUUUUCUGUGGAUCCUCGCAUUGCUCUCUCCCUGACUUUGCGGUUUCCUACAAAUUCAUCUGUGACAAUGGAAGUGACUCAGUUGGUUCAUAAACACAUAUUGGAGAUUCGCAACAUACCAGAAGCAUUGCCUUUCUUUGUUACUCCAAAGGCAGUGGAAGAAAACUCAGUAUUGUUGCAGCAAUUACCACAUUGGGCUUCAUGUUCCAUCACUCAGGCUCUCGAAUUCCUAACUCCUCCAUUCAAGGGCCAUCUGCGUGUCAUGGCCUAUGUUCUUAGAGUUUUGGAGUCUUAUCCACCUAAUCAUGUGACGUUUUUUAUGCCACAGCUGGUACAGGCUCUUCGAUAUGAUGAAGGGAAGCUAGUGGAAGGAUACUUGCUUGGAGCUGCUCGAAGAAGUAACAUAUUUGCACAUAUUUUGAUAUGGCAUCUUCAGGGUGAGUAUUGUGCUGAGGAAUCUGGGAAGGAUGUUGGUGUUGCAAAGAGCAAUUCCUUUCAAACUAUGCUCCCUCUUGUGAAACAGAGAAUUAUCGAGAGUUUCAAUUCAGAAGCCCUUGACUUGUUUAAGAGAGAAUUUGACUUUUUUGAUAAGGUCACAUCUAUUUCUGGUGUUCUAUUUCCCCUACCUAAAGAAGAGCGCAGAGCGGGUAUUAGAAGGGAGCUGGAGAAAAUUAGUGUGGAGGGUGAGGACCUUUAUCUACCUACUGCUACUAACAAACUUGUUCGAGGCAUUCAAGUGGACAGUGGGAUUCCCCUUCAAUCAGCAGCAAAAGUGCCUAUAAUGAUUACAUUUAACGUGGUGGAAAGGGAUGGAGAUUCUAAUGAUGUAAAACCAAUAGGUUGUAUAUUUAAGGUCGGAGAUGAUUGUCGACAAGAUGUUCUUGCACUUCAAGUGAUAGCUCUCCUCAGGGACAUAUUUGAAGCUGUUGGAUUGAAUCUUUAUCUAUAUCCUUAUGGUGUUUUACCAACUGGAUAUGAGAGAGGCAUAAUUGAGGUUGUUCCUAAUACUAGGAGCAGAAGCCAAAUGGGUGAAACCACUGAUGGUGGUUUGUAUGAGAUUUUUCAACAAGAUUUUGGCCCUGUAGGUUCUCCCACUUUUGAAGCCGCCCGUGAAAUGUUUAUGGUUAGCAGUGCUGGUUAUGCUGUUGCUAGUCUCUUGCUUCAGCCAAAGGAUCGGCACAAUGGCAAUCUUCUUUUUGACAACAAAGGAAGGCUUGUUCAUAUAGACUUUGGAUUUAUUUUGGAGACAUCACCUGGAGGCAAUAUGAGGUUUGAAAGUGCCCACUUCAAAUUGAGUCAUGAGAUGACUCAAUUGCUUGACCCUUCAGGAUCAAUGAAGAGCGAUACCUGGAACCAGUUUGUCAGCUUGUGUGUGAAAGGCUACCUCGCAGCUCGGAGGCAUAUGCAUGGAAUUAUAACCACCGUGCUUUUGAUGGUGGAUAGCGGGCUCCCCUGCUUUAGUAGGGGAGAUCCCAUUGGAAAUCUCAGGAAGCGAUUCCAUCCUGAGAUGAGCGAGCGUGAGGCUGCUAACUUUAUGAUACGGACUUGCAAUGACGCUUACAACAAGUGGACCACUGCUGGCUACGACUUGAUACAGUACUUGCAGCAAGGUAUUGAAAAAUAGAUUGACUACUUGCAGCAGGUAUGUAGCAUUUUAGCUUCGCUGCUAAUGACUUCUUAUCUUUCACGAUCAUUAGUAGAGGUUUUGUGGCUUGAUGAGAUUGUGAAAAUUCGGAGUGUUGAUGGAAUGUAUCGUACUGCCAUGUAUCACGUCCAUUUGUGAAAGAAUAGAUUCAUGUCAGUCUGGUACAUUUGUUUCUCCACUAUAAAUGACUGGUACAAGGAAUAGAAACAAUAGAGGAAAAGAACUCUGCCUUCGUUGUACCAGCCACCAAUUUAUUGUGACAAUAAUUAAUCCUUCUGCAC